AUGGCAUCAUACAAAGCUGCGUUCGAUCCGCCUACCCGACCAGGGGAGUCGGGACGCAGCAGGAGGACGGGAACAUACAUGCAUGGUGAACCGCCGAGGAUGGAACAUAGAGAGGCAGACAUUAUGCAUAUGCCUGGCCAGAUGGAAACGCAUCGAGGGCAGUCUCCAAUGCAGAGGACGCAGCCGACAACACUACCAAAACCGAGUAUCAGGGAGCCAUCGCCGGUUUCAACGUCAGGCCCAGAGAUUAGGUCCAAAGGGUUUGGGGGGAGCUUUGGGUUCGGAAAGUCAAUUGACAAGCCCUCUGCUGGAUCAGGCGCCCGGGAAUUAAAAGGGAAAUCGUCACGCAAUGUUCUCAGAAGAAAGCCGUCCUCAAUCGCCACCCAAUCUGGAGGCUCGCGCCCUACUAUUGAACGAUCAAAAACUGCAUCGCCCAUGAAGAUGUCUCAGCACUCGGGUGAACGCCGCCCAAGCAUGGAAGCCUCGCUGAAAUCAGCUGAAGCUUACAAUGAGAUUUUCACAAGGCCAAGAGCAAGAACCCCAGCAGUUAAAGAGACUCCUCGGAUCAUUCCAGAGCUGGACAGGUAUCGGACCAGGCCAGUGGUUACUUCAAAAGUCCGAUCCAAUGCGGAGGUUCCACACAAGCUAGCUACUCAAGACUUGCCACCUCCUACUCCUCUGUUAUCUGGUACGCCUUUGUAUUCAGGAGGUAGCAGUAGCCAUCGAUACAGUGGUUAUAGUGGUAGUGGAUAUAGUGCAAGUCCCUCGACCAGAUUCUCUGAAUCCCCUGGCCCAGGAGGAGCGUACAGUAGGAAUACAACGCCGACAUCGAUGUCUUCCCAAUCACCUGGAAUCGUUGUCCCUUUGAAGAUAAACACUCCGAGAUUACGUCAAGGGAGUCCGGCUACAUCAUCACGACCACCACUCUCCAGGAGAAGAGCGGGAAGUACUCCUAAUGAGAUUGAAGAACCCACACUUGAUUCCCAAGGUCUUCCAUCUUUGCGAGAGUCAAUCAACUCUUCGUCUUCAAAUUCGACGGUGAAAGUCGAGAACAAGAGCAAAGAGAAGGAGAAGAGUAGGAAGAAAAAGAGACUAUCGCCGCCUCCACCAAGCCCACCGCCUCGGAAGUCUUCACAUAAGUUUAAGCAAACAGCACCAGAUCAACAUGAAUCUCCUUCAAAACUGUCUCGAGCUCCUGCUAAACCGGUCAUGGCAUCCCCCUCCGAGUCUGCUCCAGUACAGCGAACAAUAUCUGCCCAAUCAGAAGCUAAACAUACACCGCCUCUGCGGCCGAGCAGAGACGGCGCACCGGAUCUUCGAUCACAGCUCGGUGACUCAUUGGCCAUUAUGCAGAGCAACUUAUCGGGUAUCAGCCUUUCACCAGAGCGUCGACAAAGUGGCGUUUUACGAAGUACAGCAACUUCGCCGUUGCAAACGCAGCCGGUUCUUCGACCGCCUCAGAGAAGCCGCUUACCUUCACGCAACGCAUCUCCAAGUCCUGUACAGGCGUCACAACGUCAGGCGACACCUGCUCCUGCUGGGCUAGGUAUAAUUCCGGACCUCAGACCACAGCAAGCUCAUUCUACGUCCAGCGGCAUUACUUCUCGGACUCCUAGUCCAAGUGUUAACAACUCGAAACCUCGCUUUGGGCUCUUCGGAAGACGUGUUAAGACUACUCCUGAAGUUGCAACAUUGGACACAAUCAAAGACAAGGCUCUACGGAAAGGGCCUGCAGCAGGUACAGGACAUGAAGGCUAUGGAAGGUAUGGGACACGAGGGAGAAGUAGCAGCGCAGGCGCAACGGGAAUGAGUCGAGACAGAAGUUUGAGUAGAGGAAGCUCAUCGCAGGAUAGUGCCGCUCAUGAUCCUUUCUUUCUCGAGCGGAUGAGUCCAGUUAUCAUUGCAGGUGGAGGCGAGAUCAUCGAGAAUCGCAAUGCGAGCUCAGAGUUGUCCCGCACGGAAAGCAACACCAGCCUCCUAUUGGGCAGACCUAGCAUGGAUUCGCGAGACUCGUCCAAGUCCAACCUAAGCAACGAGGUGUCGCGUACCACGCUCUGGCCCUCUGCUCUUCCCCGCGAAGCUCCAAAAAGCACACCGGCGAAUACGAUACCGAAGGGUCGACGACCUUCUGAUUGCAGUGAUGAUGGGAUGCACAACUCGUCAUUAGCCUUCCGUCGGUCGAUGCAACGGCUCAAUCACUCAACGGGUGCACUUCACAUACCGCCACCUAUCAAUAUCCCAAGCCGAGGUGUCUCGCCCACAAUGAGUAGCAUGGAUGCGAGUAUUCUGUCGGAUGAGUCGCAAAUGGAAAUGAAGGUUGGGAGAGGACGCAAAGACCUGCCGAAGAAGCCGAAGAAACUGGAGAAGCGUGCCAAAUCUCCGCGGAAGUGGAACUUCUUUCAUCGAUCGCAGCCGACAAGCAAGUCGAAGGACGAGUCUGCUGUGCCGGUUACUGUUGGGAAGCCGCCAGCGAAGACUGUAGCUCAUUACGCUAUGCUCGACUCCUCGGACGAGCAGCAAGACCCAAUCGAUGUGGAUCUUGAAGACAUCCUCCGCGAUGCCAAUGAUAUGGAACUGUCGAAUAUGGAACUGGAUGCUCUUCAGUUUGGUAACUACAAGGCGAACAUCGAGCGCAUCGAGAACCUUCACUCCGCGAUUGCGAAUUUCCAGCAGGAGCUACCCCCGACUACACGAUUGGAACCUACAACUGCUGUUCCUUUCUUCUCAUCGCCUGAGCCGAUUCAAAUCACUCUAGAUGCCCCGCCAACGGAGUUGCAUCUCGGUAAAGAGAUGGCACCAACACGUCCAAGUCGACUUCCUCAGGUUGGCCGGAUACCAAAGGUUGUAUCUGCUAGGCCACAAGCAACAUCCCCAAAGUCAUUCUCGAGACCCUUUGCUAGACUCAGCACUAGCCAACCUCUUUACCAACCUCCAAUUCUCGAUAAGCAGUCUGUAGCUUUGGGACAGAGCCCGCCAAAGUCACUAGUGCCAUAUGCGAUUUCCCAGACGACCGAACGCCAAGAUUUCGACAAAGAUCCCAGCGCGUGCCAAAGUUCCAUUGAUGUCAAGUCUGACACGACAACUGCUGCAAGUCACCAAGACUUCCUGGUCUUUCCUCUUCGGAAGAAUUCCGAAGCCACGACCAGUAGUAGUUCUGGGGGACACAGCUAUGCCGGGACUACAGCAGUAAUCCCCGAGACUGACGCUGAGCUUGCGGAGGACGAAGUAUGGGAUGAGUAUGACGACUUGAUUGAGAAUGAUAAUACCGUCAAACGCCCGAGCUCGACCACAUCAUCCCGUGCAGGGCCAUUUGAGUACGAAGGCUACGAGACUCGCCAGAUGAGAAAGAACAAGAUGAAGGCUAAGGAGUCACCCACGUUGGCUCCUCCACCUGAGUACAAUGAACCAAUUACCGACGAGUCUAGACGCUCUAAUUUGACUACAUCUAGCCACUACAGCGCUGACAUGAGCUCUCGAAUGAAGGAUGCCUUCAAAGUGGUCCCGUCCCCAUCAACGCCAAUGUCAUUUUCGGAUUUCUUCGCCGAGUAUGGCCAUCGCAAUAAUUCAGUUCAUGACGAUUCGGCUCAGAAACCACGUCGGCCCUCGCGAAGCAGGUCAAGGAAAUCAUCUUCGUCUAGUCAUAAUUCUCGCUCUCUGUCCAAGAGACCGAUCUCAGAGCAAGAUGUAUCCCCGAUCUCUCAAGUCAAUCUUCGUGUUGGAUCGAUGACAGUCAGCAAGUGGCUUACAUUUGGACAUGUGCUUUUCAGUCCUGCCAGGGAACAGAUCAUGCAGGUAGAAGGAUUAUCUAAACGUCAUUCCGUCCUUGUCCUUGAUGGUCUUGGCAAUGAUGACUGGUCCUUUUACGCCGCAGAAACUUAUCCCUCAUCAACCUUCUAUAACCUCUCUCCCACGCGCCCCCUCUCCGCCUCCCAACGCACCUCAACUAGUGCCUCCUUUCCACUUACGCCCCCCAACCACCGGCAAAUCCAAUACACCUCGCCGCUUCAUAAAUUCCCGUUCCCAUCAUCUACCUUCACCGUAGUAGUCUUCCGUUUCCCAUCCGGCAUGUCUGAAGCCGCGUACCGCAACAUCAUCGCGGAAUCGAAACGCGUCUUGAAGCCGGGUGGAUAUCUCGAAAUGGCAAUCCUAGAUCUCGAUAUGAUGAACAUGGGAAACCGAGCGCGGAGGGCAGUCCGUGGAUUGAAGGUCAAGAUCCAGGCUUUGGACCCGGGCAUGAGUCUUGGGUCUGCUUCUGAUACCGUACUCCGUAUCGUCGGCAGACGUGGCUUUGGCGAAAUCAAGUCCUGCAGUGUGGGCGUUCCUGUUGCUUCUACCGUCCCGUCUAACAAGACAAAUGAGAAGAAGGAUGAGAGGAGUCUGGCGGAUAUGAUGAAAGAUGACUCUGAUGCUGGCGAUGAAGGCAUUACGAAAAUGGUAGCCAAGGUGGGGAGAUGGUGGUACACGCGCUGCUACGAGAUGGGUGUCCUACCCGACGCCGAUGUUUCGAAAAGUCUGUUUAACGAUGGGCCCUUGUUGUCUGAAUGCGAGACGUGGAACUCGAGUUUCAAGCUCGUUGUGGCUUAUGCACAGAAGCCCGCUCUGGGAAGGAGGACUAGCAGUGUCUGA
Messenger RNA from Lachnellula hyalina, 4626 nucleotides. RefSeq lists its product as uncharacterized. The record is from RefSeq and is a predicted model, not a curated record. The transcript is spliced from 2 exons. The coding region runs from base 1 to 4626 and encodes 1541 amino acids. Lineage: Eukaryota; Fungi; Ascomycota; Leotiomycetes; Helotiales; Lachnaceae.